Choloepus didactylus (southern two-toed sloth) is the source of this 3770-nucleotide messenger RNA. It is a transcript of the gene PADI1, whose product is annotated as peptidyl arginine deiminase 1. NCBI's taxonomy places the organism in Eukaryota, Metazoa, Chordata, Mammalia, Pilosa, Megalonychidae. Gene Ontology annotation, molecular function: calcium ion binding; protein-arginine deiminase activity. Gene Ontology annotation, cellular component: cytoplasm. The record is from RefSeq and is a predicted model, not a curated record.
AGGAGAGGAGCUGGGGAGCCAGGGCGUGUGGCUGCUGGGCCGAAACUCAUCUUGGAGGUGGGGAGCCAGGAGGACAAAAUGGCCCCGCGGAGAGCUGUGCAGCUGUCCCUGAGGAAGCCCACCUACGCCGUGUGUGUGGUGGGGGUCGAGAUGCUCAUAGAUAUCCAUAGUGUUGUGCCCAAGGGCGCCAAGACGUUUGAGGUUGCUGGGAGCUCCGGGGUGGAGGUGACUGUGGUCUACGACGUGGAGCGGGUGAGGGAGCCCAGGGGCCAAUUCCGCUGGCCUCUGGACACCAGCGUGAAGGUGAUCGUGUCUGUGCACACAGCCAGUAAAGACCUAAAUGAUCUCAAGGUGAGGGUCUCCUACUUUGGGGAGCAGGAGGGCCGGGCCCUGGGCCAGGGGAUGCUCUACCUCACUGGUGUGGAUGUUUCCCUCGAUGUCGACACAGACCGCACGGGCCAGGUGAAGAGGAGCCGCGGUGACAAGAAAACCUGGCGCUGGGGCCCUGAGGGCUAUGGGGCCAUCCUGCUGGUGAACUGUGACCGGGACAGUCGCACGUCCAGGGACUGUGACUUUGACAACAGCCAGCUGGAGUCACUGGCUGACCUGCAGGACAUGUCCCCUAUGGUGCUGAGCUGCGACGGCCCCGACGAGCUCUUUGACAGCCAUAAGCUGGUCUUGAAUGUGUCCUUUUCUGAUUCCAAAAGAGUAGGGGUUUUCUGUGCUCGGGGUGGGAACUCCCUCUCGGACUACAAGCAGGUACUGGGACCCUACAAAAAUCUGUCCUACAAAGUUGAGCGGCAGUUGGGGGAGCGGGAGAUCAGCUUCUACGUGGAGGGGCUCACCUUCCCCGACGCCGAUUUCUCGGGGCUGGUCACCCUCAGCGUCAGCCUGGUGGACAUUGGUACUCUGCCCGAGGUGUCCCUCUUCACAGACACCGUGGUCUUCCGGGUGGCCCCCUGGGUCAUGACCCCCAACACCCAGCCCCCUCUGGACCUGUAUGCGUGCAGUGUGAUGGACGCUCAUGGCUCAAAUGAGAAAUUUCUGGAUGACAUGUCUUACCUGGCAUUGAAAGCCAACUGCCAGCUGAUCAUCUGCCCCUGGACUGAAAAUCGAAAUGACCGCUGGAUCCAGGACGAGAUGGAGUUUGGAUACAUCGAGGCCCCUCACAAAUCCUUCCCCGUGGUCUUUGUCCCUCGAAACAGAGGCCUGAAGAAUUUUCCCUAUAAGAAAUUCUGGUGUGGCCCCGACUUCGGAUAUGUAACCCGGGAGAACUUGUUCUUGGGCGCCUCCGGCCUGGACUCCUUUGGCAACCUGGACGUCAGCCCGCCCGUCACGGUGGGCGGCACGGAGUACCCCCUGGGCCGGAUCCUCUUCGGAGGCAGCGUCCCCAGGUCCAGCGGGCGGCGGAUGGCCAAGGUGGUGCGCAACUUCCUCUACGCCCAGCGGGUGCAGGCGCCUGUGGAGCUCUACUCGGACUGGCUCUCCGUGGGCCACGUGGACGAGUUCCUGAGCUUUGUGCCGACAUCGGACAAAAAGGGCUUCCGGCUGCUCCUGGCUAGCCCCAGCGCUUGCCUCAAACUGUUCCAGGAGAAGAGAGAGGCAGGCUAUGGGGAGGCAGCCCAGUUCGAAGGCCUGGGCCAUGUGACAAAGAGACGCAUCAAUGAGAUACUGGUGGAUAGAAGCCUCCAGAGUGAUAGCCUCUAUGCACAGAAAUGCAUUGACUGGAACCGCGAGCUGCUGAAGAAGGAGCUGGGCCUAACGGAGCGGGACAUCAUCGAUGUGCCCCAGCUCUUCUCCCUGAAGGGCUCCUACGCUGAGGCCUUCUUCCCCAACAUGGUCAACAUGGUGGUCUUAGGCAAGUACCUGGGCAUCCCCAAGCCCUACGGGCCCAUCAUCAAUGGCCGCUGCUGCCUGGAGGAGAAGGUGCGGUCCCUGCUGGAGCCGCUGGGCCUCCGCUGCAUCUUCAUCGACGACUACUUGUCCUAUCAUGAGCUGCUGGGAGAGAUCCACUGCGGCACCAACGUGCGCCGGCAGCCCUUCCCCUUCAAGUGGUGGAACAUGGUGCCCUGAGCCCGCUCCCCACUGGCCGUCCUCUUUGCCCAUCUGCUGGGGGGCCCUGCCAGGGUGUGGGCGAGGCACCUCCACCUGGCCCCCAUCCUCUCGGGUGAGCCUUGGGUACCUCCCUCGGAGCACCCACAAACACGCCGGCCACCGUGGGCACCGGGACCCGGCUGAGCGCAUGCACCCCCCGCCUCUGGAGAGGUCUCCCCAACCCAGGGAGAAGCACGGCCUCACUCUUCUCUCCCUUCUCCCCUGCCCGUGGUCCCCGGAAGUGCUGGAAAAGAUCAGAAGCCUCGGCCUGUUCAACGAUGGCAGUGAGGGGCCUCGGCAGGCUGGUCUCAUGUCGUCUUGCUCCCUCUCUAUUCUGACGUCUCCUUUGGGCAUAAGAUAAUGAAUUUUGUGUUUGCACCAGGAAUGGGGCCCAAAGGGCUCCCGGGUGAGGGGGGCCCCCAUUUCCAGGCUGCUUCUGACUCUGUAAGACCAGGAAGGGGGAUCCGAGGCACCCCCUUCCCUCUACCAGCUGUCUUCUCCCCAAGGGGACCCUCAGGCUGUGAUCUCCAACACCCCUCAGCCUUGUGCAGGCAAAAAAGGACAGACAAGCUCAGUGUCCCAGGGCCUGUUUUACAAAGAAGAAGAAGGAAAAAAAAAAGACCAGGAAACCCUCUAAUACCUGCCUCCAUCCUUAGAAGGUGCUUGUUACCUGUCUGGAAAGCCUUAAUUACCAGCGCCAGCUGCCUCCAGCUCAGAAGUGCUGAGACGCCAAAGUGAGGCAAGAAACACAGAGGAGGGCCAGCGGAGGGGAUGAGCCGGGACAGCAGAGAAGGCUAAACUGGGUAAUAAGACAGGACCUGGAGCCUGCUGUGGCUUGGGAUUUUGGACUCCAUUUGAAGGAAGUUGGCUGAUCCAGAUGUAGCAGGGGCUGGGGGCCCAGAUGUUAAAAGAGGGUGUGUAUGGGGGAGCCAUUAGGUUAUCUCUGAAGGUGGGGUUUAAUUUCUUUUAAUAGCCCUUAAUUAUCCCCUUCAUUCUGCAGGCAGUGGGAGGGGAAGGCUCACCCAGGCUUUCUCAGCUCCCAGGGGACCCUGCGCGUAGCUUGGGUUUCACCUGGGAGUAACCCCCAAGGCAGGUCCGUGUCCCCUUCCACGUCAGGGAAGCUGGAGCUGCCACGGGGUUAACAGCCUGAUCCCAGGUGAGGUCACCGUGUGCAGAUGCAUGCAGGGCGAGAGGUGGCCCCUGCCCCAUGGACCUCCUGCCUGUCCCCGACCCCCACCGCCUUGGGGUCACCCCAGGACCUCCGCCUGGUUGUGUGGUCGCCUGUGGGGAGACCUCAGACUGAGCCAGCUGCAAACUCUUUUAGCCACAGAAAACUUGGCAAACAGCCUUACACGGAAGCCCGACAUAGGAAACUGAUAAAAAUGAAACUGCUCUGGCUGAAGGGCUUCCAGAUGGAUCUACGCAAGCCCGUUUGCAAGCCCCUGGUCUGACCUGUGCACCCCAUGCUUCUUGGUCAUGAUGCAGUCUAGGCUGAGCCAAGGAGGAGAAUACAGCUCUUCAGGGGCCCAGGAUGUGAAGCUGGGGUCUGGACUCCCCAGGGAAAGGGCUGCGGGUGGGCAGGGGGCAGACAAAGCAGGGAGAUGGCAGAGGGUGGGGAGCCAGCUUUCUCCAGCGGCACUGAGUGUGAUAAGCUCUGGAAUGGUGCCCCCCUCUGA